AUGAUGUUUUUGUGGCUUGUUUUCACGUUUGGUCAACUCAUAAGUACCGUUAGAGGUCAAAGUCAGUCAACUAAUGCCACCACCGAUCCAUCCGAAGCAAGGGCUUUGAACGCGAUUUUCGACGGGUGGGGAAUUUCGGCCUCGAACGAAUGGAACAUUAGCGGCGAAUUGUGUAGCGGCAUUUCUACGGAUCGAACCCAAAUUGUAAAUAUAAAUCCCGGGAUAAAAUGCGAUUGCAGUGACGAUAAUGGCACCACUUGCCACAUCACGGCUUUGAGAGUCUAUGGUUUGAAUGUUGCCGGUCCACUUCCUGACGAGCUAUGGAAUUUGACGUUUCUCAAUGAUUUGAAUUUAGGCCAAAAUUAUUUGACAGGUCCGAUUCCAGCAUCCAUAGCCAAUCUCACUCGAUUGCAGUACUUGAGUUUUGGCACAAAUGCCUUAUCAGGGGAGGUCCCUAGAGAACUUGGUUUGCUGACUGAUUUGAGAUCAUUGUCGUUUGGCACGAAUAACUUCACCGGCCAUUUACCUCCCGAGCUAGGGAAUUUAUCAAGACUUACGCAAUUAUACACGAUUAGUUCUGGAGUUAGUGGUCCAAUACCCGAAUCAUUUGCUAAUCUACGGAACAUGGAGAGAAUGUGGGCAUCAGAUGACGAGCUCACAGGCCGAGUACCCGACUUUAUUGGAAACUGGUCGAGUCUUGUCCAACUGGAUUUGAGCUUCAACAAUUUGGCGGGAAGAGUUCCCGAGUCUCUUCUCAACCAUAGUUCUCUAACCCACUUGUUUCUCGGUAACAACCGGUUAACCGGCACGCUGCCACCACAAAGAAGUCAAUUUCUUAGGACUAUAGAUAUGUCGUACAAUGAAUUAUCCGGGAGCUUCCCACCAUGGGUCAACGAACAGAACCUACAACUAACUUUGCCUGCCGGAUUAAAUUGUCUUCAGAGGAAUUUUCCGUGCGGCCGAGGGAACCCUACUUAUUCGAGCUUUGCCAUUAACAGCGGCGGGCCUCCAAUUCGGUCUUCGGAUCAGGUCCUGUUUGAGAGUGACAACGAGACUCUUGGCCCGGCAACUUAUUAUGUGGCGGCCUCACGGAGAUGGGCCGUGAGCAAUGUUGGCCUGCCGGCCGACAGCGACAGCCCACAAUAUCAAUACUAUUCCCAGUCUCAGUUCACAAACACUCUCGACACGGACCUCUUUCGGGACGCCCGGAUUUCGGCUGGGUCGUUGAGGUACUACGGUCUGGGCCUCGAAAACGGAAACUACACCGUGAGGCUACGGUUUGCCGAGAUAGCUAUUUUGGGUGCUCGGAUUUGGUGGAGCCUCGGGAGGCGUGUUUUCAACAUUUAUAUCCAGGGAAAUCUGGUGCAAAGGAAUUUCGACAUACGAAGAGAAGCUGGUGGAAUCGACUUACGAGCCGUCACACGAGAUUACAGGGUUAGUGUAACUGAAAAUUACCUUGAAGUCCAUUUGUUUUGGGCCGGGAAAGGGACUUGCUGUGUGCCUGCUCGAGGGUCGUACGGGCCAUUGAUUUCGGCUGUAAAUUUUGUGCCGAGCGUGUCGAAUAAUCCUCCACGUGGGAACACGAACACGAGCAGGACGAUGGGUAUGAUUUUCGGGAUUGUUGUUGGGGUUGCAAUUGUAAUUUUGGUUGCUCUUAGCUUGUGUUAUGUGUAUCUAAAGAGGAAAAGACAAAGAAACUUUGAGGAUCAAGAGUUGUUGGGGAUCGAAACACGACCUUACACGUUCGGUUAUGCCGAACUCAGAGCCGCAACCGACGGCUUCAGUCCUUGUAAUAAACUCGGUGAGGGAGGUUUUGGACCCGUUUACAAGGGAACUCUAGCGGACGGGAGAGUGGUUGCCGUUAAGCAGCUGUCGAUGGCAUCACACCAAGGAAAGUGCGAGUUUGUGGCCGAGAUUGCGAUUAUAUCUGCCGUGCAACACCGUAACUUAGUUAAAUUGUACGGUUGUUGCAUAGAGGGAGAUAAACGGUUGCUCGUUUACGAGUACCUUGUGAACAAGAGUCUCGAUCAGCUCUUAUUUGGAGACAGAAGCAAAAGUCCAUAUCUCGACUGGGCAACACGUUACGACAUAUGCUUGGGGGUGGCGAGGGGACUUGCCUAUCUUCAUGAGGAGUCUCGACUGCGAAUUGUUCAUCGGGAUGUGAAGGCUAGCAAUAUUCUGCUCGAUUCGGAGCUUGUCCCAAAAAUCUCGGAUUUCGGGUUAGCCAAAUUGUACGAUGACAAGAAGAGCCAUAUAAGCACUCGAAUUGCUGGCACAAUUGGGUAUCUAGCGCCGGAAUAUGCCGUGCUCGGACAUCUAACCGAGAAGGCUGAUAUUUUUAGCUUCGGAGUUGUGGCUCUCGAGAUCGUGAGUGGAAGACCGAAUUCCGACUCAAGUUUGGAAGAUGAUAUGGUAUAUCUUCUCGAGUGGGCUUGGAACCUUCAUGAGGACAACAAACAACUCAACUUAGCCGACCCGACUCUGCACGAAUACAAUCCACACCAAGUGAGGAAGAUAAUCGACAUUGCCCUUCUGUGCACGCAGGCGAGCCCCGCCCUAAGGCCACCAAUGUCGCGAGUGGUGGCCAUGCUGUCGGGUGACAUGGAGGUGCCAGCUGUCACCACAAGGCCCGGUUACCUAACCGGCUGGAAAUUCAACGACACCACCACUUUUGUUUCGGGGGUCGAUAUCUUGGUCCCGAAUUCCCACGUUAGUCAGGUCGAUAACGGUGCAAGUACGUCGGGUUAAUUAAUUAAUUCCCUUCGUUUUUUUCUUUGGGUUUUCCUCUGGCUUGUUCUGUUUAUUGUGUAUUUUGUGAGGUGAACUAGAAUGAUGUGAUUUUUCUCUGUUUUUCUUCUUUGUCCUAAAAUGUUUGUUUUCUGGUAAGCUAAGAAUUUGUUGAGGUUUUUACAUGAAAGAGUUCCCCAUAUAUGAGGAGUAUAUGGUGUGUACAUAUACUUUUGUACAAGCAUGAAUUCGAGCCGAUGGGAACUCUUCAUUUGCAAAGUCGAAGGAAACACUACUUAUUUUGGGUAUAAAAAGUAUGAAUAUCAGAUUUUCACGGC
This is a messenger RNA of Striga asiatica, 3065 nucleotides long. The record is from the annotation of a GenBank genome assembly. NCBI's taxonomy places the organism in Eukaryota, Viridiplantae, Streptophyta, Magnoliopsida, Lamiales, Orobanchaceae.